AUGUGUUCAACAGCCAACUGUGUUCUCCCUUUGAGGAGAACCUGUGAGGUAGUGUCGACACCUGGCAGGCUGUGUGGAGGGGUGUCGGUCCAAGCUAACUUCCCUGGGAUCAGGCCUCAUGGGGCUCCACAGGACACAGACAUGGAUGUGGCGUGGCAGGAGUUGAUGGCCAUCACUGAGCUGCAGGAGUUUAGAGUCCCAGGUGAUGGCUCCUAUGAACCAGCUCAGUACCAGAACAUGCAGCUGAUGGCCCCUGCUGGGGAGUAUGGGAUGGUUCAGCCUCAUCCUGAACAUCUCCCUGCUGCUUGUGAACUGAGCGCGGCCAACACUUAUGAAGAAUGUUACUCUGAAGAGAUGCCCGCCUGCCAUCAUGUGGGCAACACAGAAGCCACAUACGGAAACCCUGAGCCUCAUCUGGAUCAACGAAUGUUUCCCAUUUCUUCUCACACGCAGCCGUCUCUCAUGAACAUGUCAGAUUCCAGUCUUGGGCACAGGAGGCCCAGCAGCUGCCUCUCUCAGGGUCUGGGCCGGCACGUGCAGUGGACUGCGCUCGGACAAAGUGCGCCCGUUCACUCCGCUGAUGAUCUGGAGUCUGACUCUGGCCUCUCACUGGGAUCCAGUCCACCUUUGGCUUCCCCUGACAACCCAGUUGGAGGUGCACCAGGUUACAUAGACAUUGGUUCAACAUACAGGGAUUGCGAGUCAGGUGGUAUGACUGAGCAUACCAAUAGGGCUUCUAUCAAUUACCCAAUGGACUAUCAGACCAAAGCCCACUCAUAUUCACACUCAGGUGGACAUUCAUCUUAUUUACCUCAGUCAAGCUUAUUGCUCUCACAACCUUGUGGUAUGACCUCAAGGUCAAUAAAACCAGGUAUAGCAGUGACUUCCUUUUAUGAAGAUAUGACCAGCAGAGGGAGCUCACUGCACUGCAAUAUGUUCCCCAAGCCACAAGUGGGCAUUUCUACUCGUGCUCCUCUGAGCAGGGAUGAAAGGAGGGCCAUGGCUUUGAAGAUCCCCUUCCCCAUGGAAAAGAUCAUCAAUCUACCCGUGGACGACUUCAACGAGCUGCUGACACAGUACACUUUGACGGAAAAACAACUUGCACUGGUUAGAGAUAUUCGACGGAGAGGAAAGAACAAGGUGGCAGCUCAGAACUGCAGGAAGAGGAAGCUGGAGAGCAUAGUUCACCUCGAAAGAGAACUGAACCACCUGCAGGUCCAGCGAGACCACCUAUUACAGGAACGGCACGGGUUCCAGCGUAGCUCGGCUUUUAUGAAAUGCCGCCUGACAGACCUUUACAAGGAAGUAUUUUCUCACUUGCGAGACGAGGACGGACAGCCUUACUCGAAAGAUGAAUAUUCUCUACAACAAACGCCUGAUGGAAGAAUUUAUCUGGUACCUCGUUCAAUGGAGAAGAGUGAUCAGUGCUGA
Messenger RNA from Nematolebias whitei (Rio pearlfish), 1431 nucleotides. RefSeq names its product nuclear factor, erythroid 2 (gene nfe2). Gene Ontology annotation, biological process: regulation of transcription by RNA polymerase II. NCBI's taxonomy places the organism in Eukaryota, Metazoa, Chordata, Actinopteri, Cyprinodontiformes, Rivulidae. The transcript has 3 exons. Bases 1 to 1431 code for a protein of 476 amino acids. The record is from RefSeq and is a predicted model, not a curated record. Gene Ontology annotation, molecular function: RNA polymerase II cis-regulatory region sequence-specific DNA binding; DNA-binding transcription factor activity, RNA polymerase II-specific. Gene Ontology annotation, cellular component: nucleus.